Molecule: messenger RNA, 1434 nt
Organism: Chrysochloris asiatica (Cape golden mole)
Lineage: Eukaryota; Metazoa; Chordata; Mammalia; Afrosoricida; Chrysochloridae
Gene: TINAGL1
Product: tubulointerstitial nephritis antigen-like 1
Exons: 11
Coding region: 19-1434 (471 amino acids)
Biological process (GO): proteolysis
Cellular component (GO): lysosome
Molecular function (GO): cysteine-type peptidase activity
Source: RefSeq, a predicted model, not a curated record
CCAGGCCCAGGAGUUACCAUGUGGCGAUGUCCACUGAGGCUGCUGCUGUUGCUGCUGCUGUCUGCUGACCUGGUGGUCCAGGGCACCCGGCGCGGUCGGCGCGGUCGGAGCCGCCGAGAUCUAGCACCGGGUCUGCACCUGCGGGGCAUUCGGGAUGCCGGCGGUCGGUACUGCGAAAAACAGGACCUGUGUUGCCGAGGUCGCGCCGACGACUGCGCCCUACCCUACCUGGGAGCUACCUGUUACUGUGAUCUCUUCUGCAACCGUACUGUCUCUGACUGCUGCCCUGACUUCUGGGACUUCUGCCUCGGGGUGCCACCUCCUUUCCCCCCGAUCCAAGGAUGUAUGCAUGAGGGUCGCGUCUAUCCAGUUUGGGGAACAUACUGGAACAACUGUAACCGUUGCACCUGCCAGGAGAAAGGACAGUGGGAGUGUGACCAGGAGCCAUGCCUGGUGGACCAAGACAUGAUCAAUGCCAUCAACCAUGGUCACUAUGGGUGGAGGGCUGGGAACCACAGUGCCUUUUGGGGUAUGACCCUGGAUGAAGGCAUUCACUAUCGCCUGGGCACCAUCCGCCCAUCCUCCUCGGUCAUGAACAUGAAUGAGAUUCACACAGUGCUGGGCCCAGGGGAGGUGCUGCCCGUAGCCUUUGAGGCUUCUGAAAAGUGGCCCAGCUUGAUCCAUGAGCCACUUGACCAGGGGGAUUGUGCAGGUUCCUGGGCCUUCUCCACUGCAGCUGUGGCAUCUGAUCGAGUCUCAAUUCAUUCUCUGGGACACAUGACGCCUGUCUUGUCACCCCAGAACCUGCUGUCCUGUGACACUCACAACCAACAGGGCUGCCGUGGUGGGCAUCUAGAUGGUGCUUGGUGGUUCCUCCGGCGUCGAGGGGUUGUAUCUGACCUCUGCUACCCAGUCUCAGGCCAUGAGCGGGACAAGGUGGGCCUGGAGCCCCGCUGCAUGAUGCAUAGCCGGGCCAUGGGUCGGGGCAAGCGCCAGGCCACUUCCCGCUGCCCCAACAGCCAUGUCCAUGGCAAUGACAUCUACCAGGUCACGCCUGUCUACCGCCUGGGCUCCAAUGAGAAGGAGAUCAUGAAGGAGCUGAUGGAGAAUGGCCCUGUUCAAGCACUCAUGGAGGUGCAUGAGGACUUCUUCCUGUACCAGGGCGGUGUGUACAGCCACACACCAGUGAGCCACGGGCGGCCAGAGCAAUACCGCAGGCACGGAACCCACUCGGUCAAGAUCACAGGGUGGGGAGAGGAGACUCUGCCAGAUGGAAGGACGCUUAAGUACUGGACGGCGGCAAACUCGUGGGGCCCAGCCUGGGGCGAAAGGGGUCACUUUCGCAUCGUGCGCGGCGCCAACGAGUGUGAUAUCGAGAGCUUUGUGCUGGGCGUCUGGGGCCGCGUGGGCAUGGAAGACAUGGGCCAUCACUAA